GGGUCACGUGCUGGACUUAAUGACUGUGUUCUUGGUUCUAGGUUCUUGACUUAUCCACAUAAUAGAAAAUGGCUCUAGCUGAGCUGAUGAUAUGGAGAAAAAGAUGAAGUUACUUUUCAUGGAAAUAGAAAAUUGUUAGACGCCAUGAUUUGACUGAAGAUGAUAUUACGUUUUAGAUGUGGUUAACAUUGUCUCUUCUCUGUUAGUGUAUAAUGGAUUGACUGUGUUAUACUAUCACUGGAGCAGGCAUGGGGUCAAGCACUUGGUGCUUGUACUUCAGCACAAAUAAGCAACAGCUUUCUAAUGUAUGAUGGAUUGCUGUAUUGUACUAUACACUGGAAGACUGGGAGUAUGAUUCAUAAUUGAAGUUGUGUGAAGAACUGAAUUCUAUUUUGCAGUGGCAUACUAACAAACCCAAGCUGUAUCAUCAUCAGUUACUGUGGUUUCUCUAUAGGUUAAUUUGUAGCUGCUCAUACACUACCAUCAAUUUAUCUGUUCCUAUUUGUACAUGCAACAAGUUACUUGCUGGUAUAGGAUAUGCUGUAGACACACAACCGUCCAACAUGUUAAUUAUUGACAAGUGCAUGGAAUGAGGAAUAGAAUCACUGAGUUUACAAAGCUAUAGCCAGGGUCAGUACAAGUAGUAAAUUAUUCAUCCAAUGAAUCAAUGCUUGGAAAACUCUUUCUCUUCCCGGAUUUCAUUGCUGCAAAACACAUUAGGGUGUAUUUGUUUGUCUAAAGUCAUUGUAACCUAUCUUUCCAACGAGCUAUAGUGUUCUAAAUUUAUCCUUUUGAACAAUAAUAUUUUAGAGAUUUUUAUGAUAAUAUAAAUAGAUAAUCGAGUCCUCCUCUUUAAAUAGGGGAGGGGCUAGGGCACAUUUCCAGUUUUCGAGUUUCGCCUCUUUUCAACGCUUUUCAACAUGAUUGAUUUGUGUCAAUGGAGAGCUAGAAUAGGGUAUUGGAACUGUUGCAAUUGUUCGCAAUCCCGGGAUUGUGUUGGUAGCAGCACAAGUAGAGCUGGACUUAGUAAUGCUACUUCAUCUACGCAAGGAAAACCUCCUAAACUAAUUUUGUCUAUUUUUUGUCUUGCUAUCCUCCUCUUCAUAUCAGGAGAUGUGGAGCUUAAUCCUGGACCCACUCUUACAGAUAAACCAACAAAAGAUGAGCUGGUUGAGUUAUUGAGUAGCUCAAAGUUUGCUACUGGUACUUGGGAACAGUUUGCCUGCUACCUUCUUAACGUGUCACAUGAUGUCAUUACUGGAAUCAGAGAAAAAGAAAAAGUAGAGGGCACCGUGUGGAGUGCUGUAGCUCAAUGUUGUCUUGGUAAUCCUGAUAUAACUUGGAGAAAGGUCAUUGAUGCUUUGCUGGAUGCUGAUGAAGCGACUGUCGCUCGUAAUAUCUUAGAUGAUCAUUCAGAUAAGAGUUCUAGUAAAAAUGUCUAUGGAAAAGUAAAGCAGGUACUAAGAAGUCAUUACUCAAAAUUAAUGGAAAGCACUAAAAAUUGCCUUUUAGAAGUAGCCAGUCAGUUGUACAGUAAAAAUUUGAUUACUAAACAAGUUAUACACUCACCAACUUUUGGAAAAAUUGAGAUAGAUUUUUCGGCAAUGGUUUCUGUAUACCAAGGGGAUGCAAAAAAGAUGAUGGAGGUGUGUUCCCUUUUUAUAGAGUGUCUAUCAACUGCAGGAGGUCCAGCUCAAGAAGAGGCAAUGGCACUAGCUAGAGACUGGGAGAAUGAAGUGUUCAAAGAUCAAGUAUCGCUCUCUCUUACUAAGGUAGUCACAAAAUUUUUUCCAAAAGAAGUACAACUUAGCUCUAAUGAUAAUUUAGCAAUUGAACUUCGAAACUUACACAAGAAAUAUGCAAAGUUAAUUACUGAUAUUAUUACAUAUUAUGCAUCCAGUGGAAAACAUGAUGCAAUCGUUAUUGCUCGGUGGGUUCAAUCUGCUUUUGAUGAAACUGGUUUAGCACGUGAACAUGUAACUGUUGAUGAAAUAUUUGAGCGAAUGCAGCCUCAUCACAGUUUUAUUGACAUUGAUGCAAUAAAUGAUCUCAUAGAAGAUUAUCCGAUUGAUGAUACUGCUUUACAGGCUAGGUUUGAUAAAUAUAGCGAUGACGUUAAUAAAUUUAUUGAUUCUGUAAAACUUAAUGACAUGGUUACAACUAUUAAAGCAGCAAUCAUUGGAGAAAGUACCAAAGUUGAUCCUAAAAUCAUUCUUAAACUGUCUGGAAAAUGGAAUGAUAAAACCAUUGGACACCUUCACAAGCUAAUGAAAUAUUUAUUUGAUGAGGAAGCAAAAUAUGUUACCAUAAAGAAGUUUUUACAAGGAUCGAUUUGUAUUCGAUUUUUAGUUUCUUCAAACAGAUUAGUUCAAUCUCUCAAUGCAAAAUUGAAAGCUAAAUUUCAUUUCUUGCAUCUUCUUGGUAUAUUUCAACUGAUCAUUGGCAAUCAAACUAUCAUUGACAAAGAGGAAGAUAUUAACUUUACUUUUGAAGAAUCACUUCUACAGUCCAUUGCAAGUAUCGAAAGUCAUCCAGAAUAUUACAGAUUAUUGUUACUUUUGAUAGAACUAAAAAUAAAUCUGAAUUAUCAGAGCUUUAGUGGCGAAACUGCACUAAUGUCAGCAAGUGUAGGAGGACACAUUGAAAUUUUUAAAUUGCUACUACAAAAUGGUGCCAAUCCAUUUGUGAAAUUGCAAAUUGAAGGGUUUAUUGGAUUGAAUAGUUUAGCAUGUACUGCUCUCUGUCAGCAUAUAUACAAAUCAAUUGGAGGAGAAAAAAUAAUACCACAAGAUGACACUUCAGUUGAGGACAUGCUGGAAAUGGCCAUUAAAGAAAGAGGAGUGAGUAGUCAUUUUUAUGAUUCAUUUACACACUUCGUUGAUAAUUAUGUUAAAAAAAGAUUUCGGUCCCUGCAAUUUUUUUUCCAUGCAUUAAGUACUAAUUUUAUUGAUGCUGCAAUGAAUAAUUUGACCAGCAGAGCCAUGGUAUUAGAAGCAAAGCAAAAGUUUCAACCAUAUAUAAGAAGAGAUGCUGUAUGUGAAAAUGCUCAUCAACUUGUGCAGUUACUGCAACCUCAUUGCUCAAGUUUCCACAUAAACCUUCUUACUGUAGCAUGCACUCUCCUACCUGUUCCUAUCAAGGAACAGGUAGAAGAUUAUAGUGCUAAAUUGAAGAUAUUUAAAGAUACCACUAGCCUCUUGGAGCUUGCAAUGAUGACUAAAGAAUUGCAUUAUCCUUAUGGUAUGCACUAUUCAACAUUAAUUUUAAGACUCAACAAGUCAUGGGGCUCCAGGACAAUCACAGAUUUAAACCAAAUGGAAAAUUUUUGCUUUUUUACUAGUUCAUCCUUUAUAACUCUUCUGAAGAUUAAUUGUGAUUUCUCUAGCCUAAUGUGUACAUAUACAAUACCUCAAUUACAAAUAGAAACAUUAACUGAAGCAGUUAAUGAAUCGAGAGCUUUUUUAUGUGAAAUUGGUGUGUUUGAGGUUAUUCUUAAUGAUAUUGCUCUCAUGAGGGACGAUAAAAAUAAGUCAUUUACAUUUGAAGCUGCACUGCAAGAAGCACAUCAAAGUAGCAACGAAAAUGUACUGCAUUUCUUACUUGGACUUAACAAUAGUUUGCUUUUUGAAAAUAUUAGCUAUUGCCUCAUGAUUGCUAGUAGAAUGGGAGAUUUCUUGAAUGUUCAAUACUUACUGAGUAAAGAGCCAAAUAUUAAUAUUCAAAAUAACAAUGGAUGGACUGCUUUGAUGGUUGCUAGUGACAAUGGGCAUCACCAGAUUGUUCAACUAUUACUGAAUAAAGAUCCAAAUAUUAACAUUCAAAACAAUCAAGGAAUGACUGCUUUGAUGGUUGCUAGUGGCAAGGGUCAUUAUCAGGUUGUUGAAUCCUUACUGAGUAAAGAUCCAGAUAUUGACAUUCAAAAUUGUGUUGGAUUGACUGCUUUGAUGUUUGUUAGCAUUUAUGGACAUAACCAGAUUGCCAAACUAUUACUUAGUAAAGAUCCAAGGGGUAUUAACAUUCAAAGUACUGAUGGAUCAACUGCUUUGAUGUUUGGUAGUAUUGCUGGACAUCUCGAGAUUGUUAAAUGUUUACUGAGUAGAAACCCAGAUAUUAACAUCAAAAAUAAUAAUAAAUGGACCGCUUUGAUGCAUGCUAGUAACAAUGGAAAUUACCAGGUUGUUGAACUAUUACUGAAUAAAGAUCCAGAUAUUAAUGCUCAAUGCGAUAAAGGAAUGACUGCUUUAAUGUUUGCCAGUGGCCAUGGCCAUCAUCAGAUUGUUAAACUCUUACUAAAUAAAAAUUCAGAUAUUGGCAUUCAAAAUAUUGUUGGAUUGACUUCUUUGAUGUUUGCUAGUGCCAGUGGGCAUCACGAUGUCGUUAAAUUGAUACUGAGUAAAGAUCCAGAUAUUGACAUUCAAAAUGAUGAUGGAUGGACUGUUUUGAUGUAUGCUAGUAAUCGUGGACAUCACCUGGUUGUUGAACUGUUACUGAAUGAAGAUCCAGAUAUUAACAUUCAAACUAGCGAUGGAUUGACUGCUUUAAUGUUUGCUAGUGGCAAGGGUCAUCUUCAGGUUGUUAAAUUCUUACUCAGUAAAGAUCCAGAUAUUAACAUUCAAAGUAAUGCUGGGUUGACUGCUUUGAUGUUUGCUAGUGCCAGUGGAUAUCACCAGGUUGUUGAACUGUUACUAAAUAAAGAAACAGAUAUUAAUAUUCAAAGUAAUGAUGGAUGGACCGCUUUGAUGUAUGCUAGUCACCAUGGGUAUCACCAGGUUGUUGAACUUUUACUUGAUAAAGAUCCAGUUAUUGAUGCUCAAAAUAACUCUGGAUGGACUGCUUUGAUGAGUGCUAGCAACAAUGGACAUCAACAGGUUGUUGAACUCUUACUGAGUAAAAAUCCGGAUAUUAACCUUCAUAAUAAUAUUAGGUGGACUGCUUUGAUGCUAAGCAGUAUCGGUGGAUGUCACGAGGUUGUUGAGCUUUUAUUGGGAAAAGAUGCAGAUAUUAACAUUCAAAAUAAUGAAGGGCACAGUGCCUUUACCUUUAUUCUAGCUUGCUCUACUUUUAGUUUUGAGGUUCUUGGUAUUCCUCUUAAAUUAUCUACCCGGUGUAUGAACCAGUUACGAUCUGGGAAUUACUGUAGAAUAUUAAAACUUAUGCUUAACUCUCAUCCUAAUCACAUUCAUACUAUGAAUGACAGAUAUUAUCAUUCAUUAGCAGUGGCAGCAUUAUUUAAUAACUUUGAUGCAAUUGUGAUCUUAAUGGAGAAAUGUGAAAUCACACCUGAAAACAUUGUUAGUGCUUUUAAUCUUGCAUGUUACGUAUGUCAUUCUUCAAUGAUGAUUCACCUGUCUGAAAAAAUAAGUCUUUCAACUAAUGAGAGAAAGUUAUUAGUAGCAGCUGCUGAAGGGGAUUUACAAAUGUUAAAUAGUAUAAUUCAUGGCCUGGGUAUGAGUCCAGAUACUCCACUGGUAGCUGGUAUAACUCCAUUAAUGAUAGCAGCUUCAAGUGGGCACAUAAAAAUAGUUGAUGCAUUACUAAAAGCUGGCGCUGAUAUUGGCAAAGCAAACAACGAAGGAGUUAAUGCACUGAAUAUAGUGAAUGAUAUCAAACUUUUUGAUCGAGCUGAUAUUAAGCACCUACUAAUUACUAACACACCAACUGGUCCGGAUUCAAUGUUAAACAGUACCAGUACAGUUACCAUAUCAGUGUCUAGUAUUCUUGGUUCAUUUUUCAAGAAAUCUUGUGAUCCUUACUAUACAAAGCAAAAAGAAAUGAAGACAUUAUCGGAAGUAUCUGAUGCUGCAGGUACAAAUUUGGCUCAGUUGGUGCCUAAAACAAUGAUUGCUUAAGUAAUUUUAGGCUUCAUAAUAUAUUGAUCUAAUUCUAAAGACUAUACUUUUUGAUUGUUAUUAAAUUAGCUGAUUUGUGGCAUAAAUUAUAUUAGGGUUUAUUAAUUUUUGUAGUAUUUUUUACUUAUGCCACUGUAUAAUAAUAAUAAUUCUCAGUGCAGCUUAUUUCGAAGAUAA
Amphimedon queenslandica is the source of this 6026-nucleotide messenger RNA. RefSeq lists its product as uncharacterized. The record is from RefSeq and is a predicted model, not a curated record. The transcript has 9 exons. Gene Ontology annotation, molecular function: protein binding. The coding region runs from base 921 to 5849 and encodes 1642 amino acids. Lineage: Eukaryota; Metazoa; Porifera; Demospongiae; Haplosclerida; Niphatidae.